UUGAUGCGGUCAAGGAUUGUUUACAUCAACAGAAACAAUGUCAAGGGAAGAUAAUGCAACCAAUAACAGCUUGAGUUUCAAUCAAUCAUGUGUAUCGGCUGUGAGUUGUGGACUGUCCAUCUUUGGUGCCAUCGGGAUAUUCCUGACGUUUGCACUUUGUCCGGGAAUACGAAACACGGCGAGAAAAUUGAUGACAUUCUUGACUAUAGCUGACUUCCUACAGACUUCAGGAUAUUUGGCUUCGAUUGUGGUGCACGGUUUCGGAGACCACGUUAGUGAAAAACUGUUUUGCACGGUACAGAGUGCUGUAACAACCUACUCAAGCCUGGUCUCAUUCUUUCUGACUGUAGCUAUUGCUGUCUACUUGUUCACAGCGGUCAACAGGCGCGAAGUGUCUUCAACCAGGGUCCUUGUCGUAUCCAACGUUGUGUCAUGGACAGUACCAGGCAAUCACUUAACUAUUUUCAAAGCUUUUCAUCCAUUAAAUCUUCUACAUGUUGAUAACUGCAUUGUUGCAGCAGAGUUUUGCGAUCGUUUGCACAAUCGGAAGUUAGCAUUAACAUUUGACUCAUUGAAAGAAGUCAUAGUUCACACAAAGUAUAAAGUGGAAAUGUCGUAUCCAGUUAUGGAUGUUGAUAUGGAACAAAGUCUGAAACUAAACGGAUCGUUGUGUGAUGUAACAAAUGCUUCAUGGAGUAAACCACUAGAAGAAAAUAUAAAUCUGUCUAUAGUUUCUGCCGUAAGCUGUGUAUUGUCAAUGAUAGGCGCAGUUCUCAUCGUUAUGACCUACAUUUUCAUUCCGUGCAUACGAAAUACGACCAGGAAAAUGGUGACUUGCCUGACCAUCGCCGAUUUCAUCACACCAGCUGGUUACAUGGCUGCCAUUGCCUUCUAUAACCCUCGUGUGACAAGAUGCGACUGGCAGAGAUUCUGCGUGUUUCAAAGUGCUCUGACGACCUAUUCAAGUCUAGUGUCGUUCAACCUUACGGUGGCGAUUUCGCUGUAUUUGUUCAUAUCAAUCUACAGAGUAAGAAUGUCGGAUCAACGAUUUAUUACCGUGUCAAACUUGGUGUCCUGGUUCGUGCCUGCCAUAAUAGUCAUCGUAGCAUUGUCCGUAGACAUGCUAGGGCAAGACGAUGAUAAUACGGAACCGAUUGGAACUGGACCUUGGUGUUGGAUAAAAUGGAGCCAAUCCACGCGUGAAACAUCAUUGAUAUACAUGUUUGUGGCUGGAAAAGGUUGGGAGAUAUUAUGCUACCUUUUGACAGCGUCGUUUUAUGUCCUUCAUAAACUACAGUUGUUUCUUUACCAACGAUACAGAUCAUUGGCGCAAGGCAAUCCUAAUUUACGACCAGAUGAUAUAAAAUUCCUCUAUAUCUGGAUAAUAUUGCUUGCACUCCGUAUUUGGGGUACUAUUCGGUUCUUCAUGGCAUCUGUGUUUGACCAAACAGAAACAGUUUAUGCUCUGCUUUAUCUACAAGCCAUCGGUGACCCUUCUCAAGCCUUCUUUAAUUUCAUUUUGUUCUGUAUAGUGGACACCGAAGUACGUCGAGAGCUCUACUAUGGCAUCUUUUGUGAUGCACCAGAAAAGGCAAAACGACAUGCACUCAAUGAGAUCUCAGGAGGAGAUGAAUUGGAAUCCGAACAAACAAAUUUGAUCAGGAUGAACAGGCAGUUAGAUCUUAUUAUUGGCGAAGAUUUGUCGGAUACUGAAACAAUAGACUUUUCUGAUCAAUCGUUGCAGGAAGUUGGUACUUAUGGCGCAGUUAACGAACAUGUGCCUGUAGCGAAGCAUUCAAGCAGAACGGACAGCCCGUCCUCCGCAGAAAUACAUAUUUAA
Molecule: messenger RNA, 1840 nt
Organism: Dreissena polymorpha
Lineage: Eukaryota; Metazoa; Mollusca; Bivalvia; Myida; Dreissenidae
Exons: 7
Coding region: 38-1840 (600 amino acids)
Biological process (GO): cell surface receptor signaling pathway; adenylate cyclase-activating G protein-coupled receptor signaling pathway
Cellular component (GO): plasma membrane
Molecular function (GO): G protein-coupled receptor activity
Source: RefSeq, a predicted model, not a curated record